AUGACCAGAAGACUUGUACGCACCGGCAUCCAGCUGGGCUUGAUAAUCACCAUCGUCUUAUUCCUCGUCGUAUUCCUCGAUAACAGAUACCGAGUUCUCCCUAAUGCUAUCCACAGCCAUCUACCUGCACACCAUCCAGGCUUUGUGGUCACCGACAUGACAGUCGUCACCUGCUCGUCAUUAAACCCUUUUAGCCGAUGUACAGUCGACGGCGAGGACUGGCACCGAAUUGAGAAGGACUUAUAUCUUAGCAAAGGCUUCCUGUCGAAGGCCUACCUUUACGUGCAGAGAAAACGCGAAGAUGAUCUAAGGACGCACGAAGAAGUAGUGACAGACGUUAGGAUUGGUCGUCUGCAGCCCUCGGCUGUCGAUCCAACUUCAAAGGAUGAAAGAUGGGAGUCUCGCCCCGCUGGAAUAUGGAUCAAGUUGUCCUCGAAACGGCACGACAAGAUGGUAACAGGAGUCGACGUGCUCUUCGGCGCCGAUGCGGUGGAUCCUCGCUCGAACUGGGAAAUUCAGGACAUCUCCUUAUUCAUCGAUGCAGACCGCGAGUCGCCCGAGCCUCGUCUCACAGUCCGCAAAGGCCCCGCUCUGAAAGUCGAGAGACCCAUCCCUCGAAUACGAAAAGACGGCAAAUUCAAGAUCAUGCAAGCAGCAGACCUCCAUCUCGCGACGGGCUUGGGGAAAUGUCGCCAUGCAUUACCAGAAGGACAAGGAUGUGAGGCCGACCCGCGAACGCUCGAUUUCAUCGCUCGGAUGAUCGAAGACGAGAAACCGGAUUUUGUAGUCCUCACAGGGGACCAAGUCAACGGCGACACCGCACCCGACGCUCAAACUGCGAUCUUCAAAUACUCCGAAAUGUUCGCGCGACACAAGAUUCCCUAUGCAGGCAUAUUCGGUAAUCAUGACGAUGAAGGAAACCUCAACCGCGCCGAAUCGAUGGCCGUGAUGGACGGCCUCCCCUAUUCGCUCUCGACCGCCGGUCCCGAGGACGUGGAGGGUGUGGGAAAUUACGUGGUGGAAAUCCUUGGUCGAGGAUCUACUUCCCACUCCGCGCUCACGCUGUACAUGCUCGACACUCACUCCUACUCUCCCGACGAACAACACUAUCACGGCUACGACUGGCUCAAACAAUCACAGAUCGACUGGUUCAAGACCACAUCUCAAUCCCUGAAGAGAAAGCACAAGGAAUACACGCAUAUACACAUGGACCUGGCAUUCAUUCACAUUCCCUUACCAGAAUAUCGCAAUCCAGACAACCUAGCCUGGGUGGGAAAUUGGACCGAACCACCUACCGCCCCGGCAUACAAUUCAAAUUUCAAAGACGCACUCAUCGAAGAAAAUAUCCUCGUCGUCUCAUGCGGUCACGACCACGUAAACGAUUACUGCCUGCCUGCAAACAAUAAAGAUAAGAAAGCUGCCUUGUGGAUGUGUUACGGCGGCGGUGCGGGAUUCGGCGGCUACGGAGGGUAUUAUGGAUAUCACAGGAGAGUGAGAUUCUUUGAGAUGGACAUGAACGAGGCGCGGGUCACGACGUGGAAGAGACUGGAAUGGGGCGACGAAGAGACACUGAAGAGGAGGAUUGAUGAGCAGAUUGUUGUGGAUGGCGGAAGAGUUGUCACGGGCAUGUGA
Messenger RNA from Cladophialophora psammophila CBS 110553, 1632 nucleotides. RefSeq lists its product as uncharacterized. Gene Ontology annotation, molecular function: phosphoprotein phosphatase activity. The record is from RefSeq and is a predicted model, not a curated record. The transcript is spliced from 2 exons. NCBI's taxonomy places the organism in Eukaryota, Fungi, Ascomycota, Eurotiomycetes, Chaetothyriales, Herpotrichiellaceae. Gene Ontology annotation, cellular component: cytoplasm. The coding region runs from base 1 to 1632 and encodes 543 amino acids.